Hibiscus syriacus is the source of this 1380-nucleotide messenger RNA. RefSeq names its product aminoacylase-1-like. Gene Ontology annotation, molecular function: aminoacylase activity. The record is from RefSeq and is a predicted model, not a curated record. The transcript has 6 exons. NCBI's taxonomy places the organism in Eukaryota, Viridiplantae, Streptophyta, Magnoliopsida, Malvales, Malvaceae. Bases 1 to 1056 code for a protein of 351 amino acids.
AUGUUUGUGGACAUUCUGCUGCUUUUGUGGGGUUUAUGGCAUCCACGCAAUACGCUUGAUCCAUUGCACACUGUUCGCCGGGUUAAGCCUCCACCACUGGGUUGUAUCAAAAUCAAUGUCGAUGGUGCAUGCCCUGCCCCUUCGGGGGCCCAGCCGCCAUUGGUGUUCUUGCUCGCGACUGUCACGGACUGGUUAUUGCCAUUUGCCAGUCGUGGUCAGCCUUUACAGGUGCCUCUUGAUGCAGGAGUUGUGGAAGCACAUGCCAUUGCUCUUGGUGUCCAACUUGCGCUUGAAUUGGAUGCUACUGCCACAGUUGUUGAGAGUGAUGCUCUUAACAUUUUUGACUUGACAGUUGAGAUUAUCAGGAGGUUCAGGGCUUCACAGUUUGAUUUGGUCAAAACUGGUUUGAAGAGUGAAGGGGAUGUCAUUUCGGUUAACAUGGCCUCGCUGAAGGCUGGCACACCUUCUCCCAUUCCAUCUGAAGCAGAAGCUGGUUUUGACAUUCGAGUACCACCAACAGCUAAUACAGAAUCCUUGGAGAAACGAAUAGCUGAGCAAGUGAUGCACGCAUUCUCUCUUGGAAAAAGUUGGCAUUCAGUAAUAAACAAAAGGGUGGUGUACCAUUUCCAAAAUCUGUUAUUACAAAAUUUCAAUGGAGGUCCUGCAAUAUUUGACUUGGAAUCAAUAUGUUACUCCUGUCUGCGGUCUAAGGAAAAGGGUACUACUGUUGAUUACCUGGGAAGGCCGCUCAUAACAUCCACUGACAGUUCUAACCCAUGGUGGACUCUGUUGGAAGAAGCUAUCAAGAAAGCUAAUGGAAAGGUCGGGAAGCCAGAGAUUUUUCCGGCGUCUACAGAUGUUUGCUAUUUUCGGCAAGUGGGCCUACCAGCUAUCGGUUUUUCACCUAUGGCUAACACUCCUAUUUUGCUUCAUGACCAUAAUGAGUUUCUUAACCAAGCCGAGUACUUGAAAGGAAUCGAUGUGUACGUGUUCAUUAUUAAAUCAUAUACGUCAUACAUCCCAUCUAGAAGAGAGCCUCCAAGGGACGAGCUAUAAAGGAUAAGCACGGGCAUAUCUUCUUCCUCAAGUGAUAACUCUUAAUUUCUCUUGCUACCUUGACGUACAACCAUAAGGAAUCGAUGUGUAUGUGCCCAUUAUUAAAUCAUGUACGUCAUACAUCUCAUCUGGAAGAGAUAGCCUUCCAGGAGACGAGUUAUAAAGGAUAAGCACGGUCGUAUCUUCAUCCACAAGUGAUAACUCUUAGUUUCUCUUGCUUCCAUAAGGAGAAUAGAGCUAAGGUUAUCCUAGUAAUGUGUCAUUAACAAUGGAAGCAGUUCAUCAUGUUGCUUGUGGAUGAUGGGUUAUUUGAAUGUGCCUGAU